This is a messenger RNA of Hevea brasiliensis (rubber tree), 2171 nucleotides long. Its product is annotated as probable WRKY transcription factor 47. Bases 76 to 1587 code for a protein of 503 amino acids. The record is from RefSeq and is a predicted model, not a curated record. Lineage: Eukaryota; Viridiplantae; Streptophyta; Magnoliopsida; Malpighiales; Euphorbiaceae. The transcript has 6 exons. Gene Ontology annotation, biological process: regulation of DNA-templated transcription. Gene Ontology annotation, molecular function: sequence-specific DNA binding; DNA-binding transcription factor activity.
UUUUGGACCCCUAUCACAAGCAGCCAGUCUUCUAAAUACCUCCGCUGAAAAGCCUCCACACAACUACUUCCUGUCAUGGACAAACAAGGCCGGGAAUUAACAUUCUUGCACUCCGGCGAUUUUCUUCGUCAGAACACUGGUUUAUCUGAUCGCUUAACCCACAAUUCCGUCGAUACCGGCAAGUCCACCAUCAAAGAAGUGGAUUUCUUCUCAAGGGAUAGGACUGAUGAUAAAAUUCAUUGUGAUCAAGAGAUAAAGGAUGGGUCAUCUUCAGCUCCUGUCGAUUCCGCGGUAAACACUGGACUGAAUCUCCUCACUUCUAGCUCUGGAAUCUUAGAAACAGCAAAUGAAAACAAACCCAAUAAUGAACUGAAGAAAUUACAAGCCGAGUUGGAUAGUCUGCACGAUGAGAACAAGAAGCUCAGACGCAUGUUGGAUCAGAUUACUAAAAGCUACAAGGAUCUGCAAGCUCAGCUAAUCAUGGCAAUGCAAAAACAGGCACAAGGGAAUCGGGGAAAGCAGAAGGGAGAGCAGAAUGGCAUCUCAAGUCCCAUUAUGUCAGCCCAACAGUUUAUGGACCCACGCCCAUCUGCCGCAUUAGAUGUCAACGAUACUUCAGUAUCUGAUGAUAAGGCACAGGAUGUGUCGGUAUCUCCUACAAAUACUACAGAGGCUAUGUCUCAGAUAAAUCCAGGAAAACAAGCUUCGACAGAAGAUGGUCUUGAUCAGACUUCCCAGAGUUGGGGAUCUCCCAAGAGUCCGAGAUUAGAACAAGGAAAGGGCGAGGAGCAGGUCCCUGAAGUCCCUUUCAGGAAGGCUAGAGUGUCUGUGCGAGCGAGAUCUGAGGCUCCUCUGAUCACAGAUGGAUGCCAGUGGAGAAAAUAUGGUCAAAAGAUGGCCAAGGGCAACCCUUGUCCGCGUGCAUACUAUCGUUGCACCAUGGCUGUUGGAUGUCCAGUUCGCAAGCAGGUGCAAAGAUGCGCAGAGGACAAAACCAUUUUAAUAACAACAUAUGAAGGAAAUCACAACCACCCACUUCCACCAGCAGCUACAGCUAUGGCUAAUACUACCUCUGCUGCUGCAGCGAUGCUUCUCUCAGGUUCCACUACAUCCAAAGAAAGCCUACCAUCGAAUAAUACCUUCUUCCCUUCUUUACCCUACGCGUCCACAUUGGCUACCUUAUCUGCGUCUGCACCAUUUCCCACCAUAACCCUCGACUUGACCCAGAGCCCAAACCCCAUACCUUUCCUUCGUGCCCCUCCAUCAACCACAUUUCCUCUUCCUUUGCAUGGCUGUCCACAACUGCUAGGCCACCCUAUGUAUGUCCCACCCAAGGUACCAGCAGCUGCAAUUCCAUCGCUGCAAUUAGGGCAACGACAGGCUUCAAUGGUUGAGACGGUGACCGCUGCCAUUGCUUCUGAUCCAAAUUUCAGGGCAGCCUUGGCAGCGGCCAUCUCCUCAAUUAUUGGUACACAGAGGAGCAAUGACGGAACCAGUAGUAACACCAAUACUCCUAACGGGGGUAUACCCGUAUUGCCUGGAUCCCCACAACUUCCUCAAUCUUGCACGACUUUCUCCACUAACUAGGGUUAAUGUUUUUCCUUGAGCUUUGUGUUGAAGUCAUUGGCGGAUAACCGUGGAUCUUUGUGUGGAGAGUUGGCGAUGGGUGCAACGCGGGCAUAGCGAUAAAUUUUGGCAUACUUGAGCUAAAAUUAAUCUUAAAAAGAAAAAUACUAUGAUUCCUGUGUAGAUGAUAUGUAAUAUGUAUAUAUAUAUAUAUAUAUAUAUAUAUAUAUAUAUAUAUAUAUAUGGUGUUUAAUCAAUUUGGUGUGAAUGCAUGUAAAUUUUACAAGCGUUGUUACUUAGUAGGGUAAGCUUUUGAAAGCUUAGAGUGGAGUGUAAGAAUGAAGUGGGUCUGCGAAACUAUAAUGCGAUGUAUUUGGUAAAAUGAUAUGGAUACAGCAGAUGUAAAAAACUUGAUGAAGUACAAUGAAGAGAUACUUGAUGAGGGAAGGGCAUUUUACAAACUUUUGUCUUUGAAUUUUGUGUUGUAAUGUUAUUGUGUCGUAAUGGAAGGAUGGUUCAAUGUAAUUGAUAUUGGAAAUUAAGCUUUAUUGUUACUGAGUUACAAGAAGCAUACAUGCUUUAAUACAGAAGCUUCAUUAAUGUUA